This is a messenger RNA of Eruca vesicaria subsp. sativa (arugula), 1182 nucleotides long. Lineage: Eukaryota; Viridiplantae; Streptophyta; Magnoliopsida; Brassicales; Brassicaceae. The record is from the annotation of a GenBank genome assembly.
GGAAAACAAUGCGAGCGGUGAGAGCCGGUCGCAGCGCUGACAGUAAAACAUAGAAAGUGGCGCAAGAAUUUAUGGAAGGGAAAUAGGCUGGCCGAGUCGUUGACGCUGCUUACUUUUGCAGAACUCGACUCGUGCGGGCCUCCCCCAUCCCCCAAUUAAAUUAUAAACCUAAAUCUUUUUUACUUAAAAGUUACAUUACAAUUAACAAUAAUUGGUUUUUCCCCAAGGCUUAUAUGUAUAACCUGUGUGAUUACACGACCUGCUACUCGGAUGUGUCAACAGUCUAAUUCCGAUUCAUUAACCUUUCUUUGGUGAUCUGUGUUCUAAUAUUCCGACAACGAAUUCAUACCCGAACUUGGGAUAGAUCGGAGGUAAGAAGUCGAGGUGGAAUAUCCUGUUUGGUCAGUACUCUGUCGUUGAUUUCUCCGUCGCCUCCUUUGUCCAAAAACAAUGGAAGAAGCUCAUUCAGUGAAUAGUCCAAGACGGGUCCUAAGCUUCUCCAAGAGAAAGAAGCAAAAGCCCUUCGGGUUUCACGAUCCAGACAGCAUAAGGUCGUCUCAGCUCAGAGCAUCACAAGUGCAGGGACCUAAACCCUCUGAGGUUUAUGGUUUUGUAGGGUCCAUAUCUACCGUUGUUGCCACAGUGAUCUUCUUGAUAUGGGCAUAUGUACCAGAUCAACUGUUGGAGUCUAUAGGGAUCCAUUACUACCCAAGCAGGUAUUGGGUAUUGGCUAUGCCCACCUAUCUGAUGGUGACUUUGCUCUUAGGUUUGGCCUUUUACAUUGGUCUCAACUUCAUCGCCACUCCACACCCUACCUCUCUCAAUACCUUGUUUGAUGAGUACAGUCGAGAACCUGGGGAAAUUGAUUCUCAGAUGGAGGAUGGGGACGAGAGGCCUAUAGAUCCAAUCUCUGACAUUGAUAUUACAAGAAUUAAUCAUCUUAUGUUCAAUUCAAGUGAUGUCAUGUGAUAAUUUUGUUUGAAUUCUUUGGAAGAUAAAACCAUCUAGCUUUUGAUUAAGUUAAUGACUGGUGGUGUUAAGUGAAACUGUUACUAUGUUUUUUUCUCCCAAUCUUUAUCAGUAGAGCUCCUUGUCUGUCAAUAAAGGAAACUGCAACAAAUAGGUUGUAUCAUAAUAGAAAUUCCAAUUUUCUUUGCAACAUAAAUAAAGGAAAAUACCAAC